Messenger RNA from Vicia faba (fava bean), 384 nucleotides. The record is from the annotation of a GenBank genome assembly. NCBI's taxonomy places the organism in Eukaryota, Viridiplantae, Streptophyta, Magnoliopsida, Fabales, Fabaceae.
AUGUUGAAAACUACUAACAAACGUGUCCUGAUGUUUACUAAAUGGACAUUACGAAAGAUGUGCAAUGAAAAUAUUCCUCUAAGAUUUAAUGAUCAGGAAUUAUUAUCGGUGGCGGAUGAAGAUAAGUAUGAUGAACUCUUUGAACUAUACAAAGUCUUAGCUGAAGAAGAUGUGUAUUUGCAAAUCGUAGAAUUUCUUUGCCAUGAUCCAAAAUAUAGUCAGCUUGCUUUAAUGGUCAUAGGAAAUUUGGCACCGUGUGGAAAGGCACAAAAACAAGAGCUCUCUUUGGCCUUAAGUGGCUACUUAAGCAAACUGUUCCUUAAAGAAGCAUGUUGGAUAAUUGGGAACCUAGUAGGUGGAACAACAUGCCAUUUACAGGUAUGA